UGUCUACUUAGCACGGCUACAUUCACAAUUGGAAUCGGCCACUACAGGACAAUGGAUAGUUUCUCUCAUUUAUUUCUAAUAUGUUUUGAACUGUUUUUCUUCACAUAUUCAGCCAGCCAGUUCCUGUUGGCAGCCAUCAGCAUUGACAGAUGUGUGGCUGUUCUUUUCCCACUUUGGCAUCGGUGCCACCGGCCACCGGCUUUGUCUGCCCUUGUUUGUGCCCUAAUAUGGAUCAUCUCCUUCCUGCUCUCAGCCGUUCACUUUACUCUCCUCCAGACAGGGAGCCUAGGUGGUUCCUCACUAAUCUAUCAGCUCAUCGUGAACGUUUUUCUUUGCACUCCACUCAUGUUGAUCUCCACGCUCACCCUCUGCGGCCGCUUCUGCAGUAGAACAAAACAACGCCAGCAAGGAAAACUCAUGACUGUUAUUUUGCUUGCGCUCUUCGCCUUCCUUAUCUUGAGCUUGCCUCUGAACAUGACAUAUAUAGUUCAUUCUUUUAGCGCUCCUCAAGCCAAAUUACUGGUGCUGGGCUUGGCAUGUUCCUCUCUGAAUAGUAGCGUAAACCCACUGAUUUAUUUCUUUAUUGGUGGGAGACAAAAGAAAUGUCUGCUCAGAGUCUGCCUAAAGGUUGCCUUACAGACAGUUUUUAAGGAUGAGGAAGACAGCCUGGAAGAAAAACAUACAAAAAUGGAAAGCCUUUUGUGAGAGUCCUUUUUUGGCAAACAAGUUAAAUAGUUAACAUCUGGAUUCAUAGAAAAAAAUAUCAAUUUUGCUAAGAAAAUGACGGCUUAGUCUGUGGUCACAUGAGACAAAUAUUGCCUUACUUUUCUCAUUGAGUUUCUUUGAUAAACUUGUGGUCGCAUGAUGCACGGCCAUUACUGAAUCAUUUACCCAGCAAGAAUACUAACUGUGGAUCAUUUCUUGCUUAGGCAGAGGCUUCUACUUUUGUUGUUGUUGUUGAACAUCUUUUCAAAAAGCAUCAUAUUGCUGUGUGUCUUUAUGUGAACAGUCUUAUCACAACGUUUUUGAAC
Molecule: messenger RNA, 1031 nt
Organism: Pogona vitticeps (central bearded dragon)
Lineage: Eukaryota; Metazoa; Chordata; Lepidosauria; Squamata; Agamidae
Source: RefSeq, a predicted model, not a curated record